This is a messenger RNA of Panicum hallii, 1273 nucleotides long. RefSeq names its product dehydrin DHN1-like. The coding region runs from base 117 to 971 and encodes 284 amino acids. Gene Ontology annotation, cellular component: membrane. Lineage: Eukaryota; Viridiplantae; Streptophyta; Magnoliopsida; Poales; Poaceae. The record is from RefSeq and is a predicted model, not a curated record. Gene Ontology annotation, biological process: response to water. The transcript is spliced from 2 exons.
UGCUCUCUCCAUCCGAAAGCCAAAGCGAGUCUCACCAGUCAAAGAGCGAGUUCUAGUAGCUUUGCUGAUCUGUUCUGUUGUUUUUGGUUGGAAGCAAACCUUUAGUUCCGGCGAUCAUGGAGGACGAGAGGAGCACCCAGCACCACCAGGUCGGCGAGGCCCAGGAGAAGGCCGCCGAUCACGUGGAGGUGAAGGACAGGGGCAUCCUGGACACCCUUCUCGGCAGGAAGAAGCCCGAGGACCAGGAGAAGCAGCAGCCGGAGGAGGAGCUUGUGACCGGCAUGGAGAAGGUCACGGUGGCCGAGCCUGAGAAGCACGAGCACAAGAAGGAGGAGCACGAGGCCGGGGAGAAGAAGGAGAGCCUCCUCGCCAAGCUGCACCGCACCAGCUCCAGCUCCAGCUCGUCGAGCGACGAGGAAGAGGAGAUGAUCGACGAGAACGGCGAGAUUGUCAAGAGGAAGAAGAAGAAGGGCCUCAAGGAGAAGAUCAAGGAGAAGCUGCCCGGUCACAAGGACCACGCCGAGGGCGAGCACCACUUGGCCGUACCGGCCCCGGCGCCCGCGCCCGUGGGGACGCACGCUUACAAGGAGGAGGAGCACAAGCCGUACGUGCCGGCCCCGGCUCCCCCGCCCGCGGUGGAGACGCACGUCCACCACCACGACCACGCCGUCGUCGUCCAGAAGGUCGAGGACGACGCCCCGCCGGCGCCGGAGGAGGAGAAGAAGGGCCUCCUCGACAAGAUCAAGGAGAAGCUCCCCGGCGGCCACAAGAAGCCGGAGGACGCCGCGCCCGCCGUCCACGCGCCGGCGCCGGCGCCGGCGCCGCACGCCGAGGACGUGGGCAGCCCGGACGGCAAGGAGAAGAAGGGCUUGCUGGGCAAGAUCAUGGACAGGAUACCGGGAUACAACAAGGGCUCCGGCGAGGAGGACCACAAGGCCGCCGGCGGCGAGCACAAGACCAGCUCCUCUUAAGGCCGCCCGCGCGUCGUGACCGGGCCUUGAUCGGAAGCGUUGGUUUGGCGUGCGUUUGGUUCUGAUUUGCUUUUAGUAAGUUUGUUUCAAGAUGGGAUUGCGCAGUCAAGGCCCGGCCAGUGCUGGUAGUGAGUGUUGCUGCUUGCGUUCGCUCUGGUACAGGCUCUAGUUUGGUUCCAAGUCAGUCAGGGUCUGGAAGUUGUUGUUGGGUUUGUUGAAUUAUCAUCAGCAGUUGCGUAUUGUAAUUCGGCUGGGCUACCUGGGAAUUAUGCCUUAAUAUUAAAUACCUUGGUUUCUGCCCA